This is a messenger RNA of Limanda limanda (common dab), 2632 nucleotides long. RefSeq names its product regulator of chromosome condensation 2 (gene rcc2). The transcript has 13 exons. Lineage: Eukaryota; Metazoa; Chordata; Actinopteri; Pleuronectiformes; Pleuronectidae. The coding region runs from base 80 to 1564 and encodes 494 amino acids. The record is from RefSeq and is a predicted model, not a curated record.
UUUGUUCAAAUCAAUCAACCCGGAGACGGACAGAGAGCUGCUGAAUCAGGAAAUCACCAAACCGCAUCUUAUUGAAAAAAUGCCACGCAAGAAGGUGACGGAUAUCUCAGGGAAUGGUGGGGUGAAGAAGAAGAGGGCCAGCGGGAAAAGGAAAGAGAGAGACUUCAGUAGCGAUGAUGAGUUUGACUUCGAGCAGGAGAACAACAAGAAACCUGGCAGGCCCGCGGCCAAGUCUGGUCUGCAGCCCGUCACUGUGGCAGAUGACGUCAAAGAGACAAUAAAACUUGAAUGCCCAAAGGUAAAAGGUCAACUACUCAUCUUUGGAGCAACCAACUGGGAUUUGAUUGGAAGAAAGGAGGUGCCCAAACUUCAAGCUGCAUUCCGUAACCUGGGACAGAAUCUGUGGGGUCCUCACCGCUACGGCUGUCUGAGCGAUGUCAAGGUUAGCUGUGUGGUGUCUGGGCCCUGUUCUGCACACAGUCUCCUGAUGACCACUGAGGGCAAGCUCUGGAGCUGGGGUCGUAAUGACAAAGGUCAGCUGGGUCAAGGCGACACCAAACGCCUUGAGGCUCCCAAGUUAAUCGAGGCGCUGGCAGAUCAUGUGAUUGUUGCUGCAGCCUGUGGACGCAAUCACACUCUCGCACUCACAGACGAUGGUACUGUGUACUCUUUUGGUGAUAACAAGCUUGGCCAGCUUGGCCAAGGCAACCAAACUGAUGCCGUCCUCAGCCCCGCAGCAAUUUCCUACAAUGGACAGCCCCUAGUGAAGGUGGCUUGUGGAGCUGAAUUUAGCAUGGUGGUGGACUGCAAAGGAAACCUGUACUCCUUUGGCUGUCCGGAGUAUGGACAGCUGGGUCACAACAGUGAUGGGAAAUUCAUAGCUCGUGCCCAGCGCAUUGAAUUUGACUGUGAGCUCAUUCCUCGUCGGGUUGCCAUCUUUAUUGAGAAGUCUAAGGACGGUCAGGUCAUGCCUGUGCCUAACGUGGUGGUCAGAGAUGUGGCCUGCGGGGGCAACCACACACUGGUGCUGGACUCUCAGAAGCGAGUGUUCAGCUGGGGUUUUGGUGGUUACGGUCGUCUGGGCCACACAGAUCCGAAGGACGAGAUGGUUCCCCGACUGGUUAAACUGUUUGACUUCCCUGGACGUGGUGCCAGUCAGAUCUGUUCAGGCUACCAGUGUUCCUUUGCGCUCAGCGAGAUGGGAGGGCUGUUUUUCUGGGGGGUGACCAACACUUCCAGAGAGUCAACCAUGUACCCCAAAUCCGUGCAGGAUCUGUGUGGCUGGAAGAUCCGCAGUAUGUCGUGUGGGAAGAGCAGCAUCAUCGUUGCUGCAGAUGAGAGUACAAUCAGCUGGGGCCCCUCACCCACAUUUGGAGAGCUGGGAUAUGGAGACAAUAAACCCAAAUCCUCCACCACAGCUCAGGAGGUUAAGACCUUGGAUGGCAUCUACAUUGAACAGGUGGAGAUGGGCUACGCGCACACGCUGGUGAUUGCCAGACAGGACACUGAGCAGGAAGAGGAGAGACUGAAAAAGCUGCCUGAGUACAACCCCCGGACACUCUGAUUGGACCUUCAACAACGACACCUUAACCUUUUUCACUGGGGCACAGACCAGCGCUGCUCAGCAGGAACAUCUUGCCUACUUAGUAAGGGCCGGUCAUGGUGGUGUGCUAGUGGGAUGGUUGAGUUCAGGGGGGGUGGCUCUCUAAAGUCUGAAAGAUAUCCACACAUCUCAGCUACCAGCAAACUGGUUCUACACCAAUUAGGACACUAAAAUAAGAGAAAAUGGGACUGGAGGUGGACAGAUCCUCUGGACGGUCCAACUCACAUUUAACAAGGAAUGGUCAAGAUAUCGUCACUUCCCACCUCCAGUGAACAAGCAACAGUUUGCUCCAAGCACUCAACACAGUUGUGCUUCCCAAACCCUUUUCCAUUUUGUAAUACAGCCAAACAUUGAUGUCUUCAUGUCUCUUGUCCUAUUAUUGUUUUCUUUGUUGCAGUAUUUGAAAUAAUAGUAGUUUGUCACAUAUACGGGUGCUACAGCUGAGCCCUCAGACUUUUUCUUCUGAGGGCUUUUCAAAGGUUUUCAAAAACACUCCCUACCUGUGCCUUUUUCUACAUGUAUGUUCAGGAUAUGGAAGUUGUGUUUCUGUUGCUCAGAGAAUCAGCUGUUCAGUCUGAUUUCAUGGGCGUGGCAGUAUGGGGAGGGUGUGUGUGUGUGCGUGUGUGCAGCUGCCACAGAUUACAAUCAGGAUUUUGGAACAUAAUGUUCUGAGUUAGUGCACUUCACUCGAUGUUACAUUCCUUUAGUCGUCUUCAGUAUUUGCAUCAAGGAUGCACACCUCAGUCCUUCCAAGACCACACUGUCUGAUCUCUAUUUGCUAAUUUGAGUCAUAUUAAUUAUUCCAAUGCUCAAAGAGGUUUCACAAGCAGUUGAAAUUUUUUAGAACCAAUAAUAUCCUGUCUGGAAAUGGUUCUGUGUACCGAGGUGUGCUGGGAAUGAAGGCGUAUUAUUGUUUUGAAAACAGCACCGGUGUUUUUCUUCAAUCUGUGCUGCAUUCUUUUUUUUAUAGUAAAAUAUAUCGGCUACAUUGUUUUUCAUUGAAAUGGUUAAAUAAAGGUGUCAUGUUAA